AUGAGUUCUUAUUAUGUGGACGGUCUUCUUAGCAAAUAUACUGCGGCCAGUUCUCUCUUCCCAAACGCAGAGCGGGCGUCUUGCAGUAUUGGACCCAGUGGAGAGGACUAUGGCUCGGCUCGGACUGCCGCGGCCAUCGCGUUUGCACCGUCCCUGUCUGGGGUUUACAGCGUUAAUAAUGCAGUAUACCAGAGCCGCCCCGUGUUUACCUCGGGCUAUGGCCAGGGCCAGGACGCACACACACUGCACUGCAGCCUGUUUGACCAGAGCCGCCUGUUCAGCGACAGCUGCUACCACCCGGAGCCGGGACCUCUCACCUCGCCGCCGGACAAACAAUACCGGAUGUACCCCUGGAUGAGAGCAUCAGAUACAGGCAGAAAGCGGGGGAGGCAGACCUACUCCCGGUACCAGACCCUGGAGCUGGAGAAGGAGUUCCACUUCAACCGGUACCUGACCCGCAGGAGGAGGAUCGAGAUAGCGCAUGCCCUCUGCCUCUCGGAGCGACAGAUCAAAAUCUGGUUUCAGAACCGCAGGAUGAAGUGGAAGAAAGACCACAAGGAGGAGCCGGUGUCGAUCCCCCCGGGAAAGAAGGACGGUGAUAUUCAGGCGGUUUCAGAGACCGGAGAGCCCGAAGGUGGAGACAUCCGGAGCGCCGGUUUGGAGUCAGAAGCAGCUGCGAAGUAA
Chelmon rostratus (copperband butterflyfish) is the source of this 684-nucleotide messenger RNA. Its product is annotated as homeobox protein Hox-A7. Gene Ontology annotation, biological process: regulation of transcription by RNA polymerase II; anterior/posterior pattern specification. Gene Ontology annotation, molecular function: DNA-binding transcription factor activity, RNA polymerase II-specific; RNA polymerase II cis-regulatory region sequence-specific DNA binding. Bases 1 to 684 code for a protein of 227 amino acids. The transcript is spliced from 2 exons. The record is from RefSeq and is a predicted model, not a curated record. Lineage: Eukaryota; Metazoa; Chordata; Actinopteri; Chaetodontiformes; Chaetodontidae. Gene Ontology annotation, cellular component: nucleus.